Messenger RNA from Dracunculus medinensis (Guinea worm), 228 nucleotides. Lineage: Eukaryota; Metazoa; Nematoda; Chromadorea; Rhabditida; Dracunculidae. The record is from the annotation of a GenBank genome assembly.
AUGGCUGAUAAAAAGAACUACGAAUUUCACUGGGACCCGAAAGAUAUGAAAACGAAGACAUUGGGACAUUGGGAAGGGCGUACUGUUCAGGUUGUUUAUCAAUUUAAACGAAAUGGUUCGUCAUUGCCCCUAGCAGAAACAUAUCUGCCAUUGAAACACCGGGGCAAACCUGAGUGCUUCUAUUCCGAAGCUACUAUUUGCGAGUGUAUCUCAUCUUUAAAGCAUUGA